AUGGCUCAGUCAGCUACAUCAGACAGUUGAACCAGCAGGAUGUCAUUCACGUCACUUUGGUCCUUGGAAAGUCCAGAGUUCUUCCCCUUAAGAACAUCACCAUGCCACGACUGGAGCUGGCAGCUGCAGCUUUGCUGGUGAAGGUAGAUAGAAUGCUGAGAGGAGAGUUACACCUUGACCUAAAGCCUUCAUGUUUCUGGACUGAUAGCCAAACAGUUCUCAAGUACAUUGCAAAUGACCGAGCAAGGUAUAAGACCUAUGUAGCCAAUAGGGUCUCACUGAUUCGGGACAAUACAGACCUGUCCCAAUGGAGAUACGUAAGCAGCAAGGACAAUCCUGCUGAUGAUUCAUCCAGAGGAUUGAAUGCAGGAAGAUUCAUGGAGCAAAGGAGAUGGAUACGUGCCCCUGAAUUCUUAUGGAACACAAAGGAAAGUUGGCCAGUGGAGGAAGUAUUGGACUCUGUGUCACAGGACGAUCCAGAGGUCAGGAAAAGUGUUACUGUAUUGGCAGCAGUAGUGAACCCUGCGACACCCACAGACCAGCUUAUUUCGUUCUUUUCUGACUGGAGGAGACUACUCAAAGCAGUGGCAUGGUUUCUCAGACUGAAAAAGAUGUUGAUGCUGAUUGUGAAAAGAGGAAAGGAGCAGCCCUCGUCUCAAGUCAGCACCCGCUCAAGCAGGAAAAAGGUGAGGAUACAAAUUGAAGAUUUCAGGACCUACCUUGGUGGGCAGCUCCUCACUGUUGAAGAUCUUGCAGAGGCAGAAAGGUCAGUCGUCAUAUACACCCAAGGACAAGCCUUCGGUGCUGAAAUUGCAACACUGGAGAUGAUCCCACCUAGAGUGCACAAGGGCAGUAAGAUCUGCAGGCUUGAUCCUGUCCUAGACGAGGGCAUUCUGAGAGUAGGUGGCCGACUGCACAAAUCUGCAAUGCCUGAGGAAACCAAACACCCCUGCAUCUUGCCCAAAGACUCGCACAUCUCGAUACUGCUCUUAAGACACAUCCAUGAACGCUGUGGCCACAAUGGGCAGAAACCACAUGCUAUCGGAGCUCCGGAAAAGGUACUGGAUUUUAAAAGGCAACUCAGUUGCCAGGAAGGUGCUCUCAAAAUGUGUCAUGUGUCGACGUUCGAGGGGCAAGGCAAGUGAACAGAAGAUGGCGGAUUUGCCAUUAGAAAGAAUCCUACCUGACCUCCCUCCAUUUACCAAUGUCGGGUUGGACUACUUUGGCCCGUUUGAAGUGAAACGAGGGAGAACUGCCAUCAAAAGAUUUGUCUGCAGGAGGGGCCAGGUGAAGCACAUCAGGUCUGAUAAUGGAACGAACCUGGUGGGUGCACACGGAGAGCUCAAGAAGGCCCUGAAGUCACUGAACGAGAGGAAAAUCCAAGAUGCUCUGCUUCCAGAUGGAAUCGAAUGGAGUUUCAAUCCACCAUCAGCAUCACACCAUGGCGGAGCCUGGGAAAGGCUCAUAAGAUCUGUCCGCCAGGUGCUGAACUCUACUCUCCAUCAACAGUCCAUCGAUGAUGGCCUCCAAACGCUGUUUUGCGAGGUGGAGGCAAUCCUGAACAAUCGUCCUCUCUGCACAGUGUCCUCAGACCCACAUGACUUAGAGCCACUGACCCCAAAUCACAUCCUGCUAUUGAAAGCCAACCCAAUCCUACCCCCUGGAACCUUCUUGAAGUCCGACAUCUAUGCCAGACGUCGCUGGAAACAGGUCCAGUACAUGGCCGAUCUUUUCUGGCAAAGGUGGACCAAAGAAUAUCUUCUGCUGCUGCAGGAGAGGCAGAAAUGGACUUCACUAAAGAGGAACCUUAGUGUCGGAGACAUUGUCCUGGUCGUUGACCCCACUGCUCCUCGAGGGUCCUGGCCAUUAGGAAGAGUGCUGGAGACGAAACCUGAUGCAAGGGGUCUAGUGCGGUCAGUGAAGCUCAAGACAAAGACUUCAGUCCUUGAGAGGCCCAUAACCAAGCUGUGCCAAAUCCUUGAGUCUGAAGAGUGACCAGGGUUCCUGAUCACAUUAGAAAGGAAUGUAAUGUAUACAUGAUUUCAUACCUUCUCUAAACCAUUAUGCAUUACAUACUUCUAAAAGCAUUAAGUGCUUAUUUACUUUAUUGAUAAAUUGACCCCUCUUUUGGCUCCUUUCAUGUUAAUUUAGGUAAUUGAUUCUAUAGAGAACAAUUAGGGGCCGGUGUGUAGGAGCCGCAUUUAAGUUUUUUGUAUUUGGAAUGAUUUAUUGAUUUUUCCCUUUUUUGUGGAAUUGCGAGUGUGCGCCCUCUAUAGGUGGUGACGGUGCCACCCUUGAAAUGGCUGCCAGACACGCAUGACGGGGAGAAGGC
Molecule: messenger RNA, 2332 nt
Organism: Clupea harengus (Atlantic herring)
Lineage: Eukaryota; Metazoa; Chordata; Actinopteri; Clupeiformes; Clupeidae
Biological process (GO): DNA integration
Molecular function (GO): nucleic acid binding; zinc ion binding
Source: RefSeq, a predicted model, not a curated record